Zychaea mexicana is the source of this 2584-nucleotide messenger RNA. RefSeq lists its product as uncharacterized. Gene Ontology annotation, cellular component: cytosol; cell division site; ubiquitin ligase complex. The transcript is spliced from 2 exons. Gene Ontology annotation, biological process: protein ubiquitination; mitotic spindle assembly checkpoint signaling; ubiquitin-dependent protein catabolic process. Lineage: Eukaryota; Fungi; Mucoromycota; Mucoromycetes; Mucorales; Lichtheimiaceae. The record is from RefSeq and is a predicted model, not a curated record. The coding region runs from base 459 to 2288 and encodes 609 amino acids. Gene Ontology annotation, molecular function: protein binding; ubiquitin protein ligase activity.
UAACAAUCCUGUUGAGUCGAAAUCCAUUGUUUGAUCUCUCCUAUAAGCUACCAAGACAGUGAUAAACGGACUCGAUUAAUAAGAGCUAGUUGGACUGAAUUGAUGAUUUAUUAUUAAAAUUACAAAGCAGUUGUGUGCUGUGGAGAGACAUGGUUAAGAGAGUACAGCGCUAUUUGUGAGAAUUGGUUCAGUUCUCAAUCGAUUGGGAUAAACAACAGCUCUUUUUCACCGUCCUCCUAACCCCCAAUGUCGUUUUGUCCCCCCGCACAUUACGUCUCUUUCUUCUCUUCCUCUCUCUUUUUCUCCUUGCCAUUCUAAACAUAUCACACAUAUCACUCGGCACAUAAUAACAACUGACCGCUAUCUGCCCACCCCGUACAUCUGUCGCUUUUCUUCUUUCUGUGCGUAGAAACAGCAACCCUAAUAAUACGACAUAGACACAUGAUCCAAAAAGAAUAAUGCCACGCUUUCGAAGUCUUUCUACCAACACUCCCCCGCCUCGAAAUUCACCAGCACAAUCGGGAAGCGCUUCGCCAACCCUCUUGACUCGUGGAUUUCGAAGCUUACGGAGAGCUCGUCGACAGUCUAAUUCCGUUCCUUCAUCGCCUAUGCCUGCUGCCUCUCAUUCAACCCCCCGAUCUACAACUUCUUCCACCAGUCAGCAGCAGCAGCAUUUGCAACAACCCAACACAUUACCUUUACAGCAAUACAAUUCUGCCCCCAUGUCUACUGCGUCCUCCUCCAUUUCUUCCUCCGGUCCUUCUGCCACUCACCAUGUGAGAAACAGCAGUGAUCUCGCAGCUUCACAUCAUCACCAUAACCGUGAAGAACAACAACAACAACAGCAGCAGCAGCAGCAGCAGCGGCAGAAUAAUUCAACGCACGGACCCCAUAUUAGACUGGUUCCCAACGUCGGCAUUGGCAAUCGUUGCUUUGUGUUUGAAAUUAUAGAUCGAACACUGGAGCCUGGAGUUAUCCUCAAGAUUGGUCGGUACAGUGAUCGCAAUGUGGCGCCGGAUCGCCUGUCGUUCAAAAGCAAAGUUGUGAGUCGCAGUCAUGCCGAAUUAUGGGUUCCUGCGGAUGACAAUAAGAUCUUUAUAAGGGAUGUGGGAUCAUCGAGUGGUACAUUUGUCAACAGAGCACGAUUAUCACUAGCAGGUGUGCGUAGUUCUGCUCAGGAGAUCAAAGAUGGCGAUCUGAUCCAACUGGGUGUGGAUUAUCAAGGUGGCAUUGAACCUAUGUAUCGAGCUGUCCGUAUACGUCUAGAAGUGAAUCGUGAACCCGCAGUCUCACAUCCAUUUAGUCGAGCUGCUUUCCAACAAUUGCGCAGCCAUUUAUUGGCAGCUGUAGCACCUACAGCGGCAGCAACAGCGGCAAGACACAACAACGAGGAGGAAGUGGUAGUGGAUCAUGCCCAACCAUUUCCCAACACCAUUCGAGCACGACAACCCCAUUCGAUCCUAUUGGAAGACCACAGUGAUCGUUCAGAAGACGACGAUGAAGAGGAUGAUCUUGUAAAGGCUACUACUCCCACGAAUAAGUUACUGCAACACCAACAUAUACAAGAUCAAUCAUCGCCUCAUACAACCACGGUGCGCGGGUCGCCCGUCGUCAACCAGUCGGAUAUCCAAGAAUGUUGCAUUUGUCUUUAUGCCAUUGCUCCUUUCCAAGCGCUGUUCAUUGCCCCUUGCUCGCACAUUUUUCACUUUAAAUGUCUCCGGCCAAUCCUGUUUCAGAAUUAUCCAGGCUUUUCAUGCCCUAUCUGUCGUACCUAUUCGGAUCUAGAAGCCAGUGUUGCGGUCGAGGUCAGCGACGUCUUGGAAACAUUGGGAUUAUCAUCAUCAGCGCCGCCGAAAGUGGAAGGAAGAGAAGAUGACGAGGAUGAGCAUGCUAGUGGACACAGUACCAACGAGGAUGAUGAUGAAGACCAUCAUCAUCCGCUGCGGACAUAUGCAACCGUACAUGGAGAUGGCCGUCAUGCAUCAUCAUCAGUCAUCUUAGAAGAAACACCAGAACACCAAAACCACCAGCAUCGGCAACCCUCAUCGUCACACGAACAGGAGGAUGAUCAUGAUAAUGAGAACAACCGUGGGCAGGCCGAAUCAGAAGAGGGUGCUCCAGCUGCAGGACAAACAACGCCGGGUGGAUUAUCAGUUCCGAGCCGAGCAUCAUCGCAAAGGAAUGCACAUCACCAUGGCGACGGCUUGUUGUCAACCACAUUGGUUGCUACUCCACCAACAUUCGAGGAGAUGCUCACGGCAUCCAGCAUGUCUCCAACGCAUCGAUAGUAGCUAGUCACAACCUUAUACAUAUUAUACCUUUUAAUCACUUCUCCCCCGUUUCUACAUAAAUGAACAAACAAUUGUAUUAAUGAUUAAAGCUUCUUUUACUAUUACUACUAUACUAUUACAUAUGCAUCAUAAUCACACACUCGUGCAUAUCUACACAACAUCCUUCUUUCCAACUUUCACCGAUAGCCCACAAAUAAAUGAAAAAUGUUGAGCAACAAGCCAAAUUGAGCGAUAUAUUUAUAACGUGUAUUAUUUAGAUGCAUUGGUGACCGGUGUUCGAUACAAUUGAAGAG